Molecule: messenger RNA, 2702 nt
Organism: Alosa sapidissima (American shad)
Lineage: Eukaryota; Metazoa; Chordata; Actinopteri; Clupeiformes; Clupeidae
Exons: 8
Coding region: 92-2647 (851 amino acids)
Source: RefSeq, a predicted model, not a curated record
GUCUGGAGAAUGAAAGGAUGUCCGUGCCAGUCAGUCCCGCGGUUUAUUUAUUGUCUUGUUUUGAAAUUAGCUAGUUAACUGAUUACCAAAAAUGGACGUAGAUUUAAUGUUGAGUGAUAUAAAAUCUGACCCUCUAGAAUUACCUGACUCCGUACAGCUAGUGUUGCAGACUAUAGAGUCGGCAAAGCUGACACGAGCCAAAGCGGAGGUGGCUGGCAGACUUGAGGUCAUCCUCAAUAGCGUGAACAGUGCUGUGCAGCGCCUCCAUCUAGCCGCUGUGGUACAGGCCGAGGAGGAGGCCGACCAUGAAGACGACGAAGACGCGCCGCACAAGGACAUGAGCAAGAGGCGCGAGCUUGCGCGCUCCUUCAUUAAAGCCUUCUUUCUUUCCAACUUUGAUAAGACGGAGCACCUGAGCACCGUCCUUCAUUGGCUCCAGGACACUGUCGAGGACCUGGCUGAGGCUCAGCAGGAUGAGUAUAAUUUGGCAGACAUCACACAGAAGUGGGUGGAAGAGAUGGAGGAAAAGAUUGAGGAGUCAUUGUUGGAUGUAGAGACACGCAUUCAGCGCCUGCAUCAGAUUUCUAGGCAGAUUUUAACAGCUGACGCCAACAAGAACAAGACAAAAGAUAAAGAUGGUGUUUGGUGCUGGUGGAGAGAGGCUAAGGUCAACGCCAAAAUGAUUCUGAGGAUUCAGCAGUUCCAGCCUCCGUCUGUGGAGGAGUUGCUGGAUGAUGACGCCCAGGCAGCCGAGAGCACCGACAACCUGUGCUUCAUGUUCAGAGACAUGGCAAAGUUCCUGUCGUGCAAGAAACCGAUGGCCAUGGCCUUCAGCUUCGGACAAGCUGGCCUCCAGAACAUGUGUGCGGCCCUUGCGGAGCGUACGUGGGAAACAGAGCGGCUCCGCAAGGAGCUGGAGUGCCUGAAGGCCUCGAAUGCCCAGGAGGAGUCGGUCAAGCACGUGGACACGAGCGAACAGCUGUACAUCUCACGACUGAAGACGGACCUGAACAGCAGGAACAGGAACAUCUCCCAGAUGAAGUUGCAGAUCUCUGGCCUGGAGCAAGACAACGCCUCCCUUGUGCUGGAGGUCAAGAGGCUUCAGCAAGCGGCCCCCGUUUUCAUACCAAUCCAGCAGCCCUCUCUGACAGUGACCCCCUCUCUGACCCCCUCUCCAAAGGCCUCUGUCGUCUCUGUGGUGCAAUAUGAGGAGGAGAAGGAGGAGGAGGAAGAGGAGGAGAGCGAACCUGAACCAGAAACUCAGGCUAGUUCUGUUGAAGAGCCAGCGCCACCAGCUGGGGAAACAGAGGUUGUGCGUCACGUGUCAGAGGUGAGGGUGCCAAUUCGAUCCGCCACUCCCGAGGAGCGCCCCGCGACUCCUGAGAUCAAACUGCCAGAGCCGCCUGCUCCAAAGGUCACUCCUGUCAUCGCUCUUCCAGAGAAAAGAAAUGCAUUUACACAAACACCUUCUCAGUCGUCUCUCCCCGCUGGCGCUGAAAAGCUGCCCUCUGUGACGGCUGUCCCUGGGCCAGUGGUGAGCCUGGAGGCUCUGCCUGUUCGCAGCUCCUCUUCCGUCUGCUCCUUUGAUGCUGAAAUAGAAGACGUGGAGUCUAAUCCUGAGUCGCCUCAGCCCAAAGUGGACAAAGACCCACAGCCCAGGAAGAGCCCAGUGUUUCGGGUGAAGCCGGCCCCUACGCCGUCCUUCAGAACACCAUCUCCCGUAGUCCACUUCUUGGAGGAGGACCUGGAGCGCUACAUGGAGGACUUAAUGGGGGAUGGGCAGAGCGUCCAGAAGGAAAUGGCCGCGAUGAGGUACCGCCUGAGUGUGGAAGCACAGAGAACCAAUCUGAAGCUAUUGCGUCAGGCGGCCCAAAGUGAAGCUCUUCCCUCCAAGCUCUACCAAAUGGCAAAGCACACCAUCAAGCGCUCGCUCAACGCUGCCGAUCUGCGCCUGUCCUGCCUCAUGAGGAAAUAUAUUGCCUAUAAAGCACUGAUGCAAGUUAGGCACAACCUAAAUGUCCAGUUGCAGUGUGCCCGGGAGUGCAACGACGGCCUGGCACUGAGCGAUACGUACACCUUCCUCUCUAAACUGGAGAAGUACGAGCGCGCGGUGAUGAACCGCUUUAGCAUCAGACAGGCUGCCGCUGAAGAGGAUCGCUUCAUGCACCUCACACGCACCACCUGCCUCUUUAAACAGAUCCGAGAGGAUUGUGGGGUACAUGUGAUCCUGCCGUACCCCAGCAGCUGUGACUGCCAGGGGAAGCCUGCUCUGUCCAUCAGCUCCCACAAGCUGGUGGUGGCCCCGAGGCCGCCCUCACGCUCACGCCUGCAGCGGCCGCCCACCGCCCCCGCCCGCAUGCUGCACCAGCGGUCAGAGGAGGUCCACCACAUCAUGUUCAGCCCGUGGCCCAGGAGCCCGGCGCAGAGCGAGCCCGAGGCCAGGCCCGUGUGGGAUAUGAGGAGCGCGCUGCACAACAUGGAGCUCGCCCGCAAGACCCCCGUGCCCCCCGCCACUGCGCCCAUUCUGCCACGCCUCCUGGAGAUGGACAUCACCCAGAGGAGAGUCCAGGCUCUCCGCAUGGCACAGUGCAAGUUGGUGAGUGCAGCCCCACAGUUGCUGUCCACGGGAGAUGCACGAGUGACCUGAGCCGUCCUAACAGUGAGUGCAGACCCAAGUCAAUAAAGAGUAUCCUAUUCUCCAA